This is a messenger RNA of Rosa chinensis, 1560 nucleotides long. RefSeq lists its product as uncharacterized. The transcript has 3 exons. NCBI's taxonomy places the organism in Eukaryota, Viridiplantae, Streptophyta, Magnoliopsida, Rosales, Rosaceae. The record is from RefSeq and is a predicted model, not a curated record. The coding region runs from base 1 to 1560 and encodes 519 amino acids.
AUGUGGCAUGGUGAUGAGCGAUGCAAUGCUCUCAUCCAACGACAUUGGUCCCAACCUACUACUGGGAAUGUUUUGCAUCAAAUAGGACAAAAAAUUGCUAACACCGGUCAGCAACUUAUGGCAUGGCAUGUUACUGAGUUUCAACAACAAAAGAAUGAGCUACACAGUCUCGAGGCUAAAAUGAAUGAUAUCAUGAAGAGGCCAUUCUCACAUGAACAGUAUGAGGAGCAACGUCUCCUGCAUGUGCGACAUAGCCAAAUCCUAGCGCAACAGGAGAAAUAUUGGAGGCAGAGAUCAAGAGCUGUUUGGUUAAAAGAAGGGGACAGGAACUCUGCCUUCUUCCAUAGUAAAGCCUCUAAUAGACGCAGCAGAAAUACAAUCAAGGGUUUGAAAAAUGAGGGUGGGGAAUGGACAACUGACCCUGAUGAAAUUAGUCGAAUUCUGGUUGAUUAUUACAAGAAUAUUUUUGCCACUGAGGGUUGUGAUGAUGCCGCUCUUUCGGAGAUUUUUAGAGCCACCCCAAUGAGAGUCAUACCACUCAUGAACUUAGCCCUGUUGCAGCCCUAUACUGAUGAGGAAAUCAAAACAGCUUUGUUCCAAAUGCACCCAUCCAAAAGUCCCGCACCUGAUGAGUGUUUGUCAGCAUUGUUAUCUCAGGCGGUAGAGUCUGGUUUUAUCAUAGGUUUGAAGAUGUGUCAUCAAGCCCCUAUUCUGCAUCAUUUAUUUUUUGCUGAUGACAGCUUCUUAUUUGGUGAGGCAACUGUGCAAGAAUGCCUUCAUGUGCGGGCAAUCCUUGAUAUUUAUGCAAAAGCUUCUGGACAAAGGUGUGUGGAGGAGCAUGAUCGCUAUUUGGGCUUGCCCUUGACAGUAGGUAAAUCAAAAACAGCUAAAUUCUUGUACAUUAAGGAGAAGCUGACCAAAAGGUUGGUGAAUUGGAAGGCUAAACUUCUAAGUAGUGUGGGUAAAGAGAUCCUCAUAAAAGCCGUGGUUCAGACCAUGCCGUUGUAUGUUAUGAAUUGCUACUUGUUACCAAAAGGGUUGUGCGAUGAUAUUCAUCAACUUUGUGCGUCUUUCUUUUGGGGAGACACUGAUGCUAAAAAGAGGAUUCAUUGGCGUAGCUGGGAAAAAUUGUGCCUCACCAAGCAAGAAGGAGGUAUGGGCUUUAAAAAUAUUUAUGCAUAUAAUCUGGCCAUGUUAGCUAAGCAGGGAUGGAGAUUUUUAUCGAACCCGGACUCCUUAGUUGCUCGCUUGUUUAAAGCUCGAUAUUUCCCUAACUGCACUUUUUGGGAGGCCCAACUAGGAGAUGCUCCAUCCUUCUCUUGGAGAAGUAUCCUUGAGGGUAGACCUAUCUUGAAGGCAGGGGUUAAAUGGAGAAUUGGAGAUGGGUCAAAUGUGCAUAUCUGGAAUGAUCAAUGGAUUCCACACUGUUCCAGCUUUCUACUUCAACAAUCAAGACCUUCUUCUUCCCACAAUAUGGUCUCUGAUCUUAUUAAUCCACAUGAUCGUACGUGGAUCCAUGCUACUAUUAAUACUCUAUUCCCAGCUGUUAUUGCAGAGUAG